Messenger RNA from Hermetia illucens (black soldier fly), 1262 nucleotides. RefSeq lists its product as uncharacterized. NCBI's taxonomy places the organism in Eukaryota, Metazoa, Arthropoda, Insecta, Diptera, Stratiomyidae. Bases 220 to 1122 code for a protein of 300 amino acids. The record is from RefSeq and is a predicted model, not a curated record. The transcript has 5 exons.
UUGGCAGAAAGCUUUCAUUCUAGCGCCCACUGACUUUGGCGACUAUUCUUAGCGUCCGCGAGUACAGAUUCAGUGUCAGACCAACUCGGUAUUUUUGGAAAAUGAACGUGAGGGAAAAGCCAACGAUCCGCACUUAUUGCUAAAAAGUCCGCGAAACAACAAACUAUACUAUUUAGAAAGUUCCAAUUUAUAUCGAAGGUGUUGCGAGUUCAUAGCAUAAUGUCGAAAAUAGUAUUAUCUUUAGUGGUAUCGAUUAUCCUGACUGGAAUUGCGGUCGAAAUGAAGUCCUUUCACAGAAUUGGGUCGCGAAUGAAUGGUGACCGUCUCAUUUUCACGGACACCUUACAUAGCCCUACGACUUCCGAAACUCCGGUAAAUCACACGGUAUCCUUCAGGCACCCGAUAACAAUGGCUAUCACAUGCAUCGAUUUAUAUUCAGACGCCAAUGUCGAAGCCCAGUUCGUUUUGAGCUACGACAGUGUCCUUCAUGGUGUAAUAACCGCUGUCGGGGUGUUGGAGUUUGAACUGACCGUUAGUGUUUUUGGCAUGGAUUUCAACGAAGUCCCUGAGAAUUUCAGAUCAGCACUUACUCCGAACAGCCAAUUUUCAGGAGUAUUGGUAGCUGACAAUGAGGAUUACGUAGAAAGUGACUAUGAUGAUUACGAUGACGAUGAAGAAGUUAAUGACCUGGGAACGGAAAUCAUCAGUGUAGGGGACAGACAGAAUGGUGAUAAACUGCUGUUCCAUGACUUCCAGUCUUCAACUUUGACUGACUUUCCAUCUCAACAUGAAGUUACUUUCAGGUUCAUCGAUAGCUAUUAUCUGACGUAUAUACAGUUCAAAACGUUUGAUAUACACAACGCUACAGCAAUUUUCUCACAUUUGACAUAUCAGUCUAUAAAAGCUGUUAUACAAGCAGAAAAUGCGACAUCGUUGGAUGUGGAAUGCAAAAUCUAUGGUUUCGAACCUGAAGACAAGCCAGCUGACUAUUUACCUUUAAUUUCUUCAAUUGAGAAUUCACGAAAUUUAAAGCAGAUAAUGUGCAAUGGUCAGGAGAGGUUCCUGCAAGGUAGCGUCAUUAUUGUAUUGCUAAGUAGUUUAUUAUUAGCCUUAAGAAAUUGAAUAAUUGUUGCUAACCUACUUCGAAAAAUGUCGAUAAAUUGUACUUUAUUAAUUCGCUUUAAUUCGUCUUAAAUUAAUAUUUAUAUAUAUAUAUAUUUUAGUAAAUACAAUGCGAAAUAUAUAAACAUGUUUAUAAAAUA